UGCGCUUUGUGGCUGGAGACUAGCUUACUGCGCGUGCGCGUCUGUUGCUCUGUUGCCCGGCCUGGCGCGCAGCCUUCUCGCUUCCCGUGUGUGUGGCUUCAAUGAGCUGAGAGCAAGGCCCGAGGAGCAGCAGCCUGCACAGAGGGAGCAGACGUCGCCUGCAGCGCGUGACUUGUGUCCGGGGAAUCCGUCAUGGCCACAGAGGAGAAGAAGCCGGAGACCGAAGCCUCGAAGACGCAGUCCACCCCGUCAUCCUCCAGCAACCAGAGCAAGCCCGCUCCUGUGAAGCCGAAUUACACCCUCAAGUUCACCCUGGCUGGGCACACCAAGGCCGUGUCCUCCGUGAAGUUCAGCCCCAACGGGGAGUGGCUGGCCAGCUCGUCGGCUGAUAAACUGAUAAAGAUCUGGGGGGCGUACGACGGCAAGUUUGAGAAGACGAUAUCCGGGCACAAGCUGGGAAUAUCAGAUGUCGCCUGGUCCUCCGACUCCAAUCUCCUGGUCUCCGCCUCAGACGACAAAACUCUGAAGAUCUGGGACGUGAGCUCGGGGAAAUGUUUGAAGACGCUGAAGGGUCACAGUAACUACGUGUUCUGCUGCAAUUUUAACCCCCAGUCCAACCUCAUUGUGUCGGGAUCGUUUGAUGAAAGUGUCAGGAUAUGGGACGUAAAGACCGGGAAGUGUCUGAAGACGUUGCCUGCGCACUCCGACCCCGUGUCCGCAGUGCAUUUUAAUCGUGACGGUUCCCUCAUUGUCUCCAGUAGUUACGACGGCCUGUGCCGGAUCUGGGACACCGCCUCGGGCCAGUGCUUGAAAACGCUGAUCGAUGAUGACAACCCGCCCGUGUCUUUUGUGAAGUUUUCUCCGAACGGCAAAUACAUUCUAGCUGCGACUUUAGACAACACGCUGAAGUUAUGGGACUACAGUAAAGGGAAGUGCCUGAAAACCUACACGUGUCACAAGAACGAGAAGUACUGCAUAUUCGCCAAUUUCUCCGUAACCGGCGGCAAGUGGAUCGUGUCGGGGUCAGAGGAUAAUCUGGUCUACAUCUGGAACCUCCAGACCAAGGAGAUCGUGCAGAAGCUACAGGGCCACACAGAUGUCGUCAUCUCCACUGCCUGUCACCCCACAGAGAACAUCAUCGCCUCGGCCGCGCUGGAGAACGACAAGACCAUCAAACUGUGGAAGAGCGACUGCUAAGCCCCCGCAGCCGCUGUCAUUGGACUGUGUCCUCGGGGGGCUCCGUCUGGAGGGAGAAGGUUUUACUUCUUUAUGUGAAGACGAUCUCGCAGCCUCAGAUGUAUUUUCUUUCUUGCUCUCUGUUCGGCAGGAUGUCGCCGCUCCUGUCCGGUCCUCGUUUGUCCCUUGGUCUCAUCAGAGAUGGUGGAGAACAGUGAGCGGGGUGACCCCCCGGCCCCCCAAUAUCAGUAGUUUACAUCUAUGUGUCACACCCGGGGGCUCUGUCAACUUCCCUUGAUUUCAUGUUUUAGACUCCAGUCACAGCCAGAGCUGCGCUCACAGUUCUGCUGUAGUCACAGACCGACCUCCUGUUGCCGGACCGCGCCUGGUGCAAACACUACGUUAUUAGGCCCUGAUACGGCAGGGGCCGAGGCCUGAGCUCCGCUUUGGAUGUGAGUGGAGUAUAAGACGUGAUGCAGCACUAGCUGGAGGGCUGUAUUGGGGCUCUGUCGUCGCCCCUCGGAUUUGGUGGGGAGGUCACCUCCGCUCUGCAGACAUUGAGGCUGUGCGCCUUUCGCCGGUUUCCGCCUCAGUUUACGCCGUAACGUUAAAUCUGUUUUCUGAUUGUUUCAUUUCAGACCAAAACGAGGGUUAGCGCAGAUUUCUCCUCGCCACCCCGCCCCCGCUGGUCAUAUAGUUCCGUGUUUACCUGUGUUCUGUAGGAUUGACCGCCAAAAAAACUGCUGCCCCAUCCCUGCGCUCCUCACCCAGGCCCUGCCCCCACCCCUGACUGCAACAACAGUCAACACCGGCCCGGAAGAGGUUAAAAGUUGUCGUCCAGUCGUUUGUAAAUAAAGUUUAUUCAUUGCGGGAUUUUAACUAACUUUGUGUUUCAUCUCCUCACCAUUUCUGAGAUGCUUGCUGUCAUUGAAUGGAAACGUUCUUGGUUUCUGGGUGAUCUCUUCCUGCUCACACAGCUGAGGGUUUGUUACAGCGUAUCAGUGUACCCGCAACAGCCGCACACAUGUCAGUCCUGGACUCCCUGGUGCCUGCUGACUACGCUGUUCCCACUCCUUCAGCUGCGUGAUGGGGCCAGCAGGCAACUGGGAAUGUUUUCCAUUCACUGACAGUAAGCAGCAAUGUGCGGAGGCUGUGCUUACAGCAGACUGGACGCCGGCCCUUUAACCUGCGCCCGCUCUGCCUCCAUCCCUGCAGCUCCUCUCCUGAUGACGGGCGGCCAUUGCAUCCAGUUGUAAAGGUUUCCGUGUAAAUGGCGAGCGCGGUUUUUGUAUUUCGGGCUCCGUAGUAUUGUUCUGCUUAUGGCGUCCGUCUGGAUUACUGCAGAAUUUUUUUUUUAUAUAUAUUUUUGUCAAUUUUUUUUUUUUCUGA
Molecule: messenger RNA, 2565 nt
Organism: Bufo bufo (common toad)
Lineage: Eukaryota; Metazoa; Chordata; Amphibia; Anura; Bufonidae
Gene: WDR5
Product: WD repeat domain 5
Exons: 14
Coding region: 193-1197 (334 amino acids)
Cellular component (GO): Set1C/COMPASS complex
Molecular function (GO): histone binding
Source: RefSeq, a predicted model, not a curated record